AUGAAACUACGAACCCUGAUUAACAGAAUCCCGCGUGGCAAGGUGCUCGGUGGGUCGAGUUCCAUCAACCAUAUGAUCUAUGCUAGAGGAAAUCGAAAAGACUUUGACGCAUGGGCAUCUGAGUAUGGCGCGGAUGGCUGGUCAUACGACGAUGUGUUGCCAGACUUCAUCAGCAUUGAAACGUCGCACCUCGGCAUCGACAAUGGAUACCAUGGCGAAAGCGGGGAAGUUCCUAUCACUUUCCCUAGUUCGCAUACGACGGCUAGCAACUUGUUUUUAGAGGCUGGCCGGGAACUUGGUUACAGUAACGACGACUACAACGGGCCGAACCAGACAAGCUUCUCGCGAGUACAAAACAACAUAAAGAACGGAGAGCGCUGGAGUUCUAGUAGAUCCUUUAUUCCAAACGACGUCCGCAGAAGAAAAAAUUUCGACGUCGCACUUUAUUCCCAUGUGACAAAGGUUCUUUUUGAAGACGCAACUGCUGUAGGAGUGGAGUACAAGCGCAACCUUGGAACGCACUCCGUUCGGGCUAAGAAAGAAGUAAUUCUUUGCGCUGGAGCCAUAGCCUCUCCGCAGCUACUGAUGCUUUCAGGCAUAGGACCUCGAGAACAUCUCGAGUCUCUUGGGAUAAACGUAAUAGCAGACCUUCCUGUGGGAGAAAAUCUAUUUGAUCACAUCACCGUGAACGGAAUAGCGGCAACGUCUGUAGAGAACAUCGAAGUCAACUAUUAUUUACCGUCUACAAUACCACUAUAUUCACUCUUUAGAACAGGUGCCAAGAUCGCCGUGCAGACAUUAGAAACUCAAGCUAUGAAGAAUGGCAAGGUGACCAUUUGGGACGCUGUCUUGCCAGCGUGCGAGUCGGCAGGACCAUUGUGGAGCGAUUCGUACCUGCGUUGCUUUGUGCAGCACACUUCACUCAGCGGUUGGCACCCUUGCUGCACUGCACCGAUGGGGACGCAUCCACAGGCCGUGCUAGAUGCCAGACUCAGGGUCCUUGGCGGCGUUAAAAAUCUGCGCGUUGUGGAUGCCUCGUCGAUGCCUUCCCUUACGGCGGGAAACCUUAAUGCACCACUUAUGAUGAUGGGACACCGAGCAGCCGCCAUGAUUAUCGAAGACAACUCGGUUCAAGAGUAA
Molecule: messenger RNA, 1140 nt
Organism: Dermacentor albipictus
Lineage: Eukaryota; Metazoa; Arthropoda; Arachnida; Ixodida; Ixodidae
Source: RefSeq, a predicted model, not a curated record